CGAUUUCGUUGAACAGCACACAAGCAUAGACAAUUUGACGUCAGACUGGUUCAAGGAUCCCACUGAUCAAAAGAACGUGGAAUGUCGCACUAGACUGCUGGAUAACACAAAUGCGGGGAACUGGAGGAGUUACACGCCCAACUCUGCAACGAGGCAUUGCACGGUUCUAAGGCUAAGAGUCAGUAGUAGAUUAUAAAUAUCUAAGAGCAAUCGAUAUCCCCACAUCACACAAGUUCGCAUCUAUCCACGCUGCCAUCAUGCCCAAAUCCGAGAAGACACGCAUUUUCAUCACAGGUGGUACUGGGUAUAUUGGCGGAUCCGUUCUGUCUGCAUUAUUGAACCACCCUAGAGCCAAUUCAUUUCAGAUCACUGCUCUCACUCGCUCCCCCGAGAAGGUCGUACCGCUCAACAGCGUCGGAGUCGUAGCUGUCGUUGGCUCAAAUAAAGACGUUAAAAAGCUGACAGAACAUGCAAGUGACUCGGAUGUAGUCUUUGCCUGUGCUGACGCCGAUGACCUUUCGGCAGCCAAGGCAAUCCUCUUGGGAUUGAAAAAGAGAUACGACAAAACCGAUAAGGUCCCUAUUCUCAUUCACACAUCUGGAACCGGUGUCCUAGCAGACGAUGUCGCUGGGAACUACGCUACUGAUAAGAUAUAUUCCGACCUUGACAUCCCGAUGAUCGAGUCACUACCCAAAACGCAACCUCAUCGUGAAGUUGACAUCGAAGUCGUUGCUGCUGGUCAAAAAGGUUACGUUCGGACAUAUAUCAUUUUGCCUUCGACGAUAUACGGCAUCGCGAACACAUCAUUGGUCAGACUCGGCGUCCAGAACCCCUACUCUCAACAAAUCCCUGGUCUCAUCAAAGCCAGCAUCGACAGAAAACAGGGCGGCGUCGUCGGUAAAGGGCUGAAUCUGUGGCCUAACGUCCACAUCGAAGACGUAGCAUCUUUAUACGCCACCAUUUUCGACGCUGCCAUGAAAGGGCCAGGUGAAGCAGGCCAUGGCCGCGAGGGCUUUUAUUUCGGCGCAAAUGGAGAACAUCGCGUGGGCAGGAUCUCGGAAAUUGUCGCAGAGUUGUUGUAUGAGAUGAAGCUGGGCAGAAGUCCCGAGCCUACGGUUUUCACGGAGGAAGAGUUGAUCAAAUAUUUCGGGGGCGCUUAUCUUGGAUCGAACUCCCGUGUACGGGCGGAACGAGCCAAAUUGAUUGGGUGGACUCCAGUGCAUACCGUCGACAGUCUUUGGGCGAGUCUCAAGCCAGAGACCGAGGCGAUCGUGGAGAUGCUAAACGCUUAAAUUGCGAAUCACAUAAAUGAAUAAAGAAGUUAGUAGGUUAGCGCUUUGUGAAAAGUUCUAUGAUUAUCUUGGCACGGUCGGGACUCAGAACUUGGGACCUUCCCAAUAUUUAAGACCUUGCAAUAUAUGGGUCAGCAAUGAUCUCCUCUUCCGGA
Molecule: messenger RNA, 1447 nt
Organism: Suillus clintonianus
Lineage: Eukaryota; Fungi; Basidiomycota; Agaricomycetes; Boletales; Suillaceae
Exons: 7
Coding region: 258-1292 (344 amino acids)
Source: RefSeq, a predicted model, not a curated record